AUGAAUGGCGGAAACAUCGACUAUUACCUGGACGCCAAUCAGCACCGUCUGGUAUCCAUGCUCGCUGCAAAUCUGCGUUUUGGAGCCGCAUCGCUGCGUGACAUGAGUCAGCUCGAUCAGAUCAACCGUUUUUGUGACGGUUUAGAAGCCGAAUUCCGCAACGAAGUAAGCUACCGUCGCUGUUCUGCCCUAUCGCAGCCAUUGAGUGAGCUCAGGCGUACGAACUGGAUGUUCAUUUGGUUCGCCUACUGA
Phytophthora infestans T30-4 is the source of this 252-nucleotide messenger RNA. RefSeq lists its product as uncharacterized. The coding region runs from base 1 to 252 and encodes 83 amino acids. The record is from RefSeq and is a predicted model, not a curated record. The transcript has 3 exons. NCBI's taxonomy places the organism in Eukaryota, Oomycota, Peronosporomycetes, Peronosporales, Peronosporaceae.